This is a messenger RNA of Dryobates pubescens (Downy woodpecker), 919 nucleotides long. It is a transcript of the gene CCDC32, whose product is annotated as coiled-coil domain containing 32. The record is from RefSeq and is a predicted model, not a curated record. Gene Ontology annotation, biological process: cilium organization. The transcript is spliced from 4 exons. The coding region runs from base 260 to 796 and encodes 178 amino acids. NCBI's taxonomy places the organism in Eukaryota, Metazoa, Chordata, Aves, Piciformes, Picidae.
CGGGUAGCAGCGGCCGAGGCGAGUGCGGGGACCGGGGCCGCUGCGGCUCCUCCGUGUCCCUGGGGAAGAGGCUCGGGCGGCGCCGGGGAGCCUGGUGCUGGGGGCCUGCGGGGGAAGGGGCGGAGCGGGCGGUGUGCAGGCAGGGGCAGCGCGGCCUGGCUCCCUGCGCGCUCCCGCAGGCCCUCGCUGGGCCCCGGGGUGCAAACGCGACACGCUGGCGGGGCGCUCGGAGGGAGCCCACGCUUCCCAGGACUUCACGAUGAGAAUGAUUGAGAGCGUGGACUCCGUGGGCUCCAGGUCCAGCGAAGACCUCUGGGCUGAAAUCUGUUCGUGUCUGCCUCAUCCCGACCAGAAGGAUGCCAGCGCUGCUUUUACAGACUCCUUCCUGGACUCCUGUGCUGACGGAGGCAGCCAGGGCAAUGGAUCAGAUGGCUCUUCCCAAAACAGCCUGAAGCCCUGGGCCCCCCUGAACGAUUCAGAGGUGUAUUUAGCAUCCCUGGAGAGGAGGCUGAUGAGGAUCAGAGGCCUGUCUCAGGAGCUGACCUCCAAGGACAUGCUGCACACACUCUCCCAGGCCAAGAAGGAAUGCUGGGACAGGUUCCUGCAGGAGAAGUUGGAGUCUGAGCUCUACCUCGAGGGGCAGGACACUGAUGAGAGCACGCUGGAGCACCUGAAGCGCUGGCUGCAGCCGGAUAAAGUGGCCAUCAACAGCGAGGAGGUGCAGUGCCUCAUCCCUCCAGAGCCUCAGCCAGAGAAGCAGGAGCCCCAGGAAGAGCCUCUAGCUGCAGAGCAGUGAGAUACACGCCAGCCACGCCAGGAGCUGCCUCCUGUCCAACCCUGCUGACAGCAGCAACAGGGUGGGAGGGGAGGAAAUGUCAUUUGUCUGUGCUGUAGGAAACAAAAACCCCAACACACCAAC